AUGAUAUAACAGCGCACGGACGCUCCUUCCGUGGUGCGCGCUUCGACUGCUGCAUGACCCAGUAGCCACCAGGACGAUACGAUGUUGUAGUUGUCUUCCGACGUCUGACGCGCUCGUCGCAAAGCGUUCGUCCUCUACUCGCUGACCGUGUUCUCGCCGCCGGCCUCUUAUGUCUUUCAGAGACCCAGGAUGGGUGGAUGGAUGUUCGCCGUUGUGGAAAAUUCUCGGAGUGGCUUUUGGAGUCACCAUUCCGAUUGUCGUGCCCCAGACCUAGCUCCACUCUGGCAUUCUGGAUCACUUAAAUCCCUGAUAACCGAUCUCUUCUUACUCUUGACAGUGUGUCUUGUGACUCGAUACUCAGGCAUAAAUUACUCGUCUCCCUCAAUCUCCGUACUGUCAGCAGCAAUAAUCGCUCUACGCGCAAGACCAAUUCUUGCGUCUAGCCGCCUUUACGGCUUCUGUUCGAUCCACACCCCACGCUCUCAGCUGCCCCCGCGUGCCUGCAGAAGUUGCCCUGGUUUCGAUCACAACCUCCUCCCGCUGUGUCGUUCACAACAUUGCCAACCAAUUGCAAAGACGCAGCCUGCAUCCCCACGCUGCACCUCUACCCCAGACCACAACCGCCCCAGCCGAACCUGACGCCAGUCAUCCACUGACAGCAGUUCCUCCGACCUUCCAUUGUGCACCUAUCUCCGUGACACUCUCUCCCUGAAGACCGUGUUUAGGUGCAUUACGUCAAAACCCAGCUAUUCCAUCAUUCCACGGUCUUCACAACCUGUCGCGGCUUUAGUCUCCACGCAUUCCUCCAACCAAAUCACUGGGAUGAAUUUCGGCUUCAAAAACGACAUCCAAUGGCCCGUUGGACAGGAACAUAUCAACAGAUAG
Molecule: messenger RNA, 885 nt
Organism: Dothidotthia symphoricarpi CBS 119687
Lineage: Eukaryota; Fungi; Ascomycota; Dothideomycetes; Pleosporales; Dothidotthiaceae
Exons: 1
Coding region: 190-639 (149 amino acids)
Source: RefSeq, a predicted model, not a curated record